Molecule: messenger RNA, 1062 nt
Organism: Olea europaea var. sylvestris
Lineage: Eukaryota; Viridiplantae; Streptophyta; Magnoliopsida; Lamiales; Oleaceae
Exons: 4
Coding region: 1-1062 (353 amino acids)
Source: RefSeq, a predicted model, not a curated record
AUGUGCGUUGACAGCAGGGUAAUUAACAGGAUUACAGUGAAGUACAGGUUUCCACUUCCUCGCCUGGACGACAUGUUGGAUCAAUUGUCCGGUUCUAAGGUUUUCUCAAAAAUUGACCUUAAAAGUGGAUACCACCAGAUCAGAAUCAGGCCUGGAGAUGAGUGGAAGACCGCGUUCAAGACACAUCAUGGAUUGUACGAGUGGAUGGUCAUGCCCUUUGGACUAUCCAAUGUAUCCAGCACUUUAAUGAGGUUUAUGCAUCAGGUUUUACGGCCUUUCAUGGGGAAGUUUGAGGUAGUCUAUUUUGACGACAUACUUAUUUAUAGUUCAACAUGGGAGUCACAUUUUAAUCAUCUUCGUGCUAUCUUUAAUAUCAAUCCAAAAUUGAGAAACUUCAGUACCUUAAUUGGUCCUAUCACAGAGUGCCUCAAAGGGCGUGAUUUUCAGUUGAUCGAGGAGACAGAGGCUAGCUUUCGGUUGGUUAAGUACAAGAUGAUGGAGGCCCCAGUCUUGGCACUUCCCGAUUUUGAAAAGGAGGGGCGUUCAGUAGCCUUCUUUAGUGAGAAGCUAUCGGGAUUGAAGAAAAAUUAUUCCACUUAUGACCUAGAGUUCUAUGCCAUAGUUCAGACUCUGAAGCAUUGGCGCCAUUACCUGGUACAGAGGGAGUUCAUCUUUGUUACUGAUCAUGAGGCCUUGAAGUACAUCAAUGGUCAGCACAAGCUGAGUAGGCGACAUGCAAAGUGGUUGGCGUACUUGCAGGAGUUUACUUUCACACUAAGGCAUCAAGCAAGGAGUUUGAAUCGAGUAGCAGAUUCAUUGAGCCGUCGCACAUUACUCUUCACCACCAUGAGCACCAUGAUUGUCCGAUUUGAGGCAUUUCCUGAUAUGUAUGUUGCAGAUCCUUCAUUUGGGAAGAUAAUUCGGGAGGCAACUGAUAACCAUCGACAUGAUUUUAUUUUACAUAAUGGUUACCUGUUUCAUGGAUUGCAGUUGUGCAUUCUAGAUUGUUCACUAAGGCAACAGAUUAUUAGUGAACUUUAUAAAGAAGGACAUUUUGGGUGA